AUGUCGGCCGACUACGCCCACUUAGACAACGACAAUGACAAUGACAUCGCCUCACCAACACAUUCGUUCCACACGCCUGACAAUCCGGACCGUCGCGCCUCGCCUUCACCUUCACCCUCAGGCAUCGACGCCUUCUUUGACGACGAAUACGCCGCUACUGCAGCCGCCACAGCCGCCACAGCCGCCGACCGCCAGUCCGAGGAGCCCUAUCGCGCUCCGCAUCUCCCCUUCAGCACUGGUUUCUUUGACCAUAUCCUUAACCCGGCCGGCCUCGACCACGGCAGAUACUCCCCGUUUGACUGGCGACCCUACCGCCCUCUACAACCAGAGAUGCCCCCUACCACGCGAGCACAUCCACAAGGGUCACAGGCUUCACAGCGACCUGACCGCCUGGCAAAUGGCUAUGUAGACCUGACCGGCGCUCCAGACUCGCCCCCUCGUACAAGGAAGAGACAGUCGCCUACGCCCGGCCCCUCAGCAAAGCGGCGCAAGAGAGAAGACGGCACGGCCAAGGAGGCUAAGCAGCAGAGCGUGGAGCCUGUCACGGUGGAAGAAGUCGAUUUGACUGAGAAUUCAUCAGUCCAACAGGUCCUGCAGAAGCAACGCGAGGAUGUCGUCAAGGCGCAAGCCAGGCCCGACGAGACGUUUACUACAUUCAACUCCUUUAAUUGCGUCAUCUGCAUGGAUAAUCCUACCGACCUCACAGCUACAGCAUGUGGUCAUCUGUUCUGCCACACCUGCCUCAUGGAAGCUCUCAUUGCCGGCGAGAACCGCACAGGUCCUCACGAGACCAAACGUUCACAAUGUCCCGUGUGUCGAAAGACAAUCAGUCGCAAUAAGCCCUCCGAUGUCAUACCCUUGCUGCUCAAGAAAGGUCUUUCGACACAGCCCCGGAAGAAGAAGACAGCUGCACCAGCCGCAACCACUUCACCCAAGGUAUCGUGA
Messenger RNA from Bipolaris victoriae FI3, 945 nucleotides. RefSeq lists its product as hypothetical. Lineage: Eukaryota; Fungi; Ascomycota; Dothideomycetes; Pleosporales; Pleosporaceae. Bases 1 to 945 code for a protein of 314 amino acids. The record is from RefSeq and is a predicted model, not a curated record. The transcript is spliced from 2 exons.